Lottia gigantea (owl limpet) is the source of this 2173-nucleotide messenger RNA. RefSeq lists its product as hypothetical. Gene Ontology annotation, cellular component: mitochondrion. Gene Ontology annotation, molecular function: catalytic activity; FAD binding. The transcript has 7 exons. NCBI's taxonomy places the organism in Eukaryota, Metazoa, Mollusca, Gastropoda, Lottiidae. The coding region runs from base 491 to 2071 and encodes 526 amino acids. The record is from RefSeq and is a predicted model, not a curated record.
CAUGUCGUAGGCUACACUUAAAAAGAUUGAUAGUGAUUGAUUUCAAUUUUGAAAAGCAAUUCAAAGCUCUUUCAGUUGGCUAAAGCAAACAUUUUUUAAACGAUUACUUUGCAUUCUGUUUUAAAAAGAAAUGGCAUUUUAACUUUGGGCACAUGUGCCAUUUGUUGUCUUACUUUUAGAAUACUGUUCAUAACAUUAGGCCUACGUAUAUAAGAAUAAAGAGACCUAGUUCAUCUUAAUUUGUUACAGUCAUCUUCUUCUUUAGAUUCUACUUUGACCAUUGUCAUUAUGUUAAAGUAGGAUGACUGGCCAUUUACAACUGUGUCCAUUUUGACUACUUCCUCUACAUGUAUACAACUCAUAUAUUAGUAGGUCAACCGAAUAUAAUGUUUAUUUAUCCCUUACAUGCUAUCUAUCAAUGAGGUAAAGAGGCUUUUAUCUCUGUGACAACUGUAUCUAUGAGAAUGACGGAGUAUGAUUGAGAGUGGCCAUGUUGCGUUUGCUGAGGACUUCCGCCACUUCCGGUACCUUUCUGAAAUGUCUGAAAAGUACAAGAUCUGAAACAAUAAACUUUCUGGCUCACGACAGGUUGUGUCUGGUCGUUACAAGGAAUGGAUUUGCAUCUGGUACACAAAUAGAAGAAACUGCUAAACGCUAUCCUAACUUAAAAAGGCGAACUUUUGAGAAAUUGUCGGAGAAAGAUGUGGCCUUCUUUGAAAAUCUUUUACCUGGAAGGGUUGUUACAGAAAAAUCUGAUUUGGAAGGAGCAAACACCGAUUGGUUACGUACAUGCAGAGGAAGCAGUUCCAUAUUACUACGACCAAAAUCUACAUCUGAAGUGAGUAGUAUAUUAAAAUAUUGUAAUGAAAGAAAGUUAGCCGUGGUACCUCAAGGUGGUAAUACAGGUCUAGUGGGAGGUAGUGUUCCUGUAUUUGAUGAAAUUAUUCUCUCGACACAGUUAAUGAAUGAAAUUAAUCAACUUGAUCAUUUAUCAGGGACAUUGCAAUGCCAAGCUGGCUGUAUUUUGGCUAAUUUAGAAGAAUAUGUGUCAGACUAUAACCUGACUAUGCCACUAGAUUUAGGGGCUAAAGGAAGUUGUCAUAUAGGUGGUAAUCUGUCGACUAAUGCUGGUGGAGUUAGAUUAUUACGAUAUGGUAGUCUGCAUGGUUCAGUUUUAGGUGUUGAAGCAGUAUUAGCUGAUGGAGAAGUGAUAGAUUGUAUGUCAGCAUUAAGGAAAGAUAAUACAGGUUAUGAUGUUAAACAGUUAUUUAUUGGUUCAGAGGGUACACUUGGAGUCAUCACAGCUGUUUCUAUACUCUGUCCACAGAAACCCAAAUUCUCUUAUGUUGCUUUCUUAGGUUGUAAAGAUUUCCAAGCAGUAUUACAGAUUUAUCAACAGGCUAAAAUUCAUCUUGGUGAAAUAUUAUCAGCUUUUGAAUUCAUGGACUCAGCUUCAAUGGACUGUGUUAAACAGAACUUAAAUCUUAAAAGUCCUGUAUCAGAGAGUCCUUUUUAUGUAUUAAUUGAAACUGGAGGAUCUAAUGGUUCUCAUGAUGAAGAGAAACUCAAUCAGUUUUUAGAAAAAGAGAUGAAUUCAGGAACUAUACAAGAUGGUACUGUCGCUACAGAUUCAGUCAAGAUUAAUAAUGUAUGGGGAUUAAGAGAAAGAAUGGCUGAGGGAUUAAUUAUAGAUGGAUAUAAUUAUAAAUAUGACAUCUCACUACCAUUAACUAGAUUCUAUAACCUGGUAGAGGACAUGAGGAAACAAGUUGAUGGGUCGGCAACAAGAGUAGUUGGUUAUGGUCAUGUUGGAGAUGGGAACCUACAUUUAAAUGUUACCUCACCUGAAUAUGAUGAUAAAUUAAUGAAGUUAAUAGAGCCAUUUAUAUAUGACUGGGUACGAGAAGAGAAAGGUAGUAUCAGUGCUGAACAUGGUCUGGGCUUUAAAAAGAGGAAUUUUAUUUAUCAUAGUAAAUCUAGAAGUUCAGUUGAUCUGAUGAAGAGGAUGAAAUCCAUGAUGGAUCCUAAUGGAAUAUUAAAUCCAUAUAAAGUUCUUCCAGAUAAUGACUGAUCAGAAAAUGAUUUGAUUUUUGUUGUGACUCAUUCAUGGAUUUAAUGGAAUUUGUUUGAUUAUAUUGAAUCAGAAAGUUAAAAUAAAACUUAAUUUCAUCUU